Molecule: messenger RNA, 3249 nt
Organism: Marasmius oreades (fairy-ring Marasmius)
Lineage: Eukaryota; Fungi; Basidiomycota; Agaricomycetes; Agaricales; Marasmiaceae
Exons: 15
Coding region: 115-3129 (1004 amino acids)
Biological process (GO): inositol phosphate biosynthetic process; inositol metabolic process
Cellular component (GO): cytosol
Molecular function (GO): 5-diphosphoinositol pentakisphosphate 1-kinase activity; inositol hexakisphosphate kinase activity; diphosphoinositol pentakisphosphate kinase activity
Source: RefSeq, a predicted model, not a curated record
CCUCGGAGAGUCGGACCUAGCCCAAAGCCGUUUCAAUAGUCCUCAAAGUUUAGUAGAUUGCGGAACCUUCCCCAGAGCUCUUCAUCCCCUCUCUCAACCACCAUCCUCUUUGGCAUGCGGCAGUCCUGUUUUUCCAAUUUUUUCAAUCAUUCUCCACCCUCACCUCGUUCAAGUUCUCGUAUAACUCGUUCAUCUUCCCCUUCAUCAUCUGUUGGUUCCUUUUCAGAUAUCACAUAUCAAGAUGGUCACCCUCCCGCUGCUCCUGUAGUUUUGGGCGUAUGUGCGAUGGAUAUAAAGGCAAGGUCUCGUGCCAUGAGGGAGAUUUUGAUUCGCUUGGUCGAACGAGCACGCGGCUCUAUCGAGGUCAAGGUUUUUGGGGAUAAAGUCAUUCUGGAUGAAGCCGUCGAAAACUGGCCGCGUUGUGAUAUUCUCAUAUCUUUUUUUUCUACGGACUUCCCCCUCGACAAGGCCAUCAAAUACGUCAAACUCCGCAACCCUUUUUGUAUCAAUGAUUUAGCCCCUCAGGCCCUUCUUUGGGAUAGACGACUCGUUGGCACCAUACUCGACUAUCUGCAUGUUCCAACCCCUAGACGUCUUGUUGCCAGUCGGGAUGGAGGACCAAAGAUUGACGACGAGCUGCGUGCUCUCAUGAAACAGAGGCUUGGUGUAGAACUUGGGGGAUAUCAGGUCACCCCAGAAAUCUCCCUCCGUGCUGAUGGUAACGCGAUCAUUAUCGAUGGCGAUGUUUUGGAGAAGCCAUUUGUUGAGAAGCCUGUCAGUGGUGAAGACCACAAUGUCUAUAUUUAUUUCCGAGGAGGGGGCGGUCGAAGACUGUUUCGCAAGGUUGGCAAUAAAUCUAGCGAGUUAGAUCCGACUCUGAACCACCCAAGAACUGAUGGCUCUUACAUCUAUGAACAAUUUAUUGACGUUGAUAAUUCGGAAGAUAUAAAGGUGUACACAGUGGGGAAAGAAUACACACAUGCGGAAACGAGGAAAUCCCCCGUUGUCGAUGGACUUGUCAGAAGGAACACGGAAGGUAAAGAGAUCAGGUUUAUAACGAGACUUACCGACGAGGAAAAAUCAUGGGCUGCGAAGAUUUGCCAGGGAUUUGGACAACGUAUUUGCGGAUACGACAUGCUGCGAUGCGAUAAUGGAAAGAAAAGCCAGGUAAUCGACGUCAAUGGCUGGAGUUUCGUUAAGGGUAAUGAGAGUUAUUAUGACAAGGCUGCCGAAAUUCUUGCAUCUUUAUGCACGCGUUAUUCGCCCGGUCGCCUCCUGCCACCGGCACAGAUUGCGCCUCCGGAAACAUCUACAUGGUUGCUCAAAGCUAAUGUCACAGUCUAUCGCCACGCUGAUAGAACGCCUAAACAAAAGCUCAAAUUUAAUUUCCCAAUCGGAGAACCAUGGACACAACCUUUCGUGACAUUGCUCAAUGGCGAAACUGAGGAAAUAAUACUACGGGAAAAGGAACAGCUCAAUAAAAUUGCCGUGGCAGUGGAGGAGGCCAAACGCCUUGGCGCAGAUGGCGAAGAACUGGCAAAGUUAACACAGCUCAACAAUGCGCUCUUCCGAAAGAUCGAGCUUCCCGGGACCAAAGCGCAGCUGAAACCUGUUUAUACCAAACGGCAGGCGGGUCAGGCGAGAUCCUUAACAAAGCUCACUUUGGUAUUCAAAUGGGGUGGUGAGUUUACUCACGCUGCGCGAUAUCAGUCUAGAGAUCUGGGCGAGAUCAUGAAAAAGGACAUUUCCAUCAUGAACAGAGAGGUACUACAGAACGUCAGCGUAGGUUUUAACGACAAUAUUGCUUCGUAUAUUGUCACUCACACCUUCAAGAUAUUUACAUCAUCCGAGCGGCGUGUAGUUGCAUCCGCUGAGAUCUUCGCCGCAGCUUUACUGGAAAAUCCUUAUCAGCACAGUCAACAACACUCCACGUACUCCUCUGUACCUUCUUCCAGCUCGAGUCAGCGAUCUUCUAGAUCAUCUAAUGAUGGAGCCCCCUCUACCCCGGGGAGUUCUAUCAAGAAUGGCGGGUACAAUAAUAAGCAAACCUAUUCAACGCCUUUUCCUCUGAUCGUCCGGAAAGACCUGCUUGAUGAUUCAAACGCUGCCAAGGACCUUAUGGACGAUGUCAAGAAACGGUUAAAGAUAUUGCUGAGACCCGGAGAGUCGGAGAAAAGACCGGAAUUAACAUGGCCAAAGAGCAUGAAGAAGGAACCUGUUGAGGUGGUCAAGGAAGUCAUCGAGUUACUGAGCGAGUUUCGCGAUAUCAUGACGAGAAACUUUGAACAAAUGGACGUCAACAAAAUUCAAGAGAGAUGGUGUUGCGAUGAUGAACCAUGGCUGUUCCGAGAACGUUGGGAGAAGCUAUUCGAAGAUUUCUGUGACGUUGAGCAGAAGAAGUUUGACCCUUCCCGUGUUUCCGAGUUAUACGACACGAUCAAAUAUUGCGCACUUCACCAUCGAACUUUCCUGUUCUCGAUCUUCAGCGAGCAUAGCCAUGAUGUUCCUGAGACUCGGCCUGUGCCUCCUCAAGAUAGAAAACUUCAUGAGUUGUACGGAAGGGCAAAAGCGCUUUUUGAUCUAGUGGCGCCACAGGAGUAUGGAAUAGAUCCGGAUGAAAAAGAGGAAAUCGGUGUUUUGACUUCGCUACCGUUGCUUCAAAACGUUGUCCGGGAUUUGGAAGCAGCGCGGAAUAACGGGGAAAGUUCGUUAACGUGCUACUUCACUAAGGAGAGCCACAUAUGGACGCUAUUAGGGAUCAUAUUGACUUCAGGGCUCCCCAUCGCUAAUCGCCGGAUUCCGGAAUUGGAUUACUGCUCGCAUAUUACCUUUGAACUCUAUGAACGAAAUCACGGACGUGGCAACACUGACAAGGAAUACUCAAUAAAGUUGUCCCUGAGCGAAGGUGCUCAUUCCGACAACGUGUUGGAUUCAACGUUGGAUGCCCGUCAUUCACUGAAUGUGCAGCAAAGAAGGAAACUUACACAACACCUCCCAUAUAGCCUGGUGAUGGAAAAAUUGACCAAACAUUUCCACAGGCUUGUGAAGGAGGAUGAAAACCUUUUUGAUCCGUCUUCGGAUGCUAUUGAAACACUUCCAGUCAUAAUUCACAUAGGAGAAAGUCCUUAGCUGAGCCCUUGCACGCUAUCAUAGUACAGUCGGGACCAUCAUUGGUUUAGAAUGUAGAUCUUGGAUAUACUAGUACCAUCUCAAGAUACGCAGUAAUAUAUCUGACAACAAGGGAGACCA